Messenger RNA from Erythranthe guttata (spotted monkey flower), 773 nucleotides. RefSeq names its product 17.3 kDa class I heat shock protein. NCBI's taxonomy places the organism in Eukaryota, Viridiplantae, Streptophyta, Magnoliopsida, Lamiales, Phrymaceae. The record is from RefSeq and is a predicted model, not a curated record.
UCAACAAGUUCAUCAUCCAUCCAGCAUUAUUUUUUUAAGAAAUGUCUUUGAUUCCGAGCUUCUUUGGCAAUGGCCGCCGGAGCAACGUCUUCGAUCCAUUUUCAUUGGAUAUUUGGGAUCCAUUUGAGGGCUUCCCAUUCUCCUCCGCCGUUUCCGAUCUCCCUAUCUCCUCCGGAGAAACAACCGCGGUGGCAAACGCUAGGAUCGACUGGAAAGAGACGCCGGAGGCACACUUGUUUAAAGUGGAUGUUCCCGGAUUGAAGAAGGAAGAAGUGAAGGUUGAGGUUGAAGAUGGGAAUAUUCUUCAGAUAAGCGGAGAGAGAAACAAAGAGAAAGAGGAGAAGAACGACAAGUGGCACCGUGUCGAGAGGAGCUCCGGCAAGUUCAUCCGCAGAUUCAGGCUGCCGGAGAAUGCAAAAUUGGAGAGGGUGAAGGCGGCUAUGGAGAAUGGAGUGCUGACUGUCACUGUGCCGAAAGAGGAGGUGAAGAAGCCUGAGGUCAAGUCCAUUCACAUCUCUGGUUAAUUAUGUUUUAAUUUUGUAUUUCAGCAAGUUUUUUGGUUUGUCCGGCUGUGGUAUAUUUUGGGAGUGUAUUUCUUUUUGGUUUUGUGGCAAGUGAAACAUCACUAUGUAGUAUGUACAAUAGAAUAAAGCCGAACUGGUAAAUGAGAAAUUACAUGUUGCUUUUCAGUACAUAACUUUUGAUCAUUUCUAUAUUUUAAACUCUUGUAUCAAUCAGUAUUUCCUUUAGAUCUAAAACAUUGGACAAAUUAU